AGCUUCACUCCCUGUUUUUUCACACCUCUGUGUCGCCUUUGCAAUGAGGGGACAAAAAGAUGCUCUCUUGCCCUUACGGGAUUGACAUAUCUCAGGCUAAAAGCUUUCAAAUAUUGUUCAGCUUAAGGAUAUUGUGUGAGGGGAUUGACUUACGAAACACGCCCCCCCCCGCGUGCGAGGGGUUGUUUUGGGGACUGGUGUGUUAUGGGGGGGUGCAUGUGUGUUUUUUUCUGGGAGUCAAAACCUGGUCGUGUGGGCGGGAAGUGCAUGUACGCAGUGACACGGGCGAUGCUGCUGUCGUGACGUGACGUCAGGUUUCUUCGGGAGGACAUUAUGAAUAAGAACUAGCGUUGCGCUAAUCCAUCCGCGAACGUGUAGACUUGACGUGUCAGAGCUGCACUUGGAAGAAAUCGGCGUGGAAAAGAAAUGGUAUACACUGCACGCUGGCGUGCACGCACUAACAGAUACCAGCCCUUGUGUCCUGCAGCUUCACAGCUUCACAGGCGACCGAGUUUUAAUCCUUUGCCUGCGUUGUACAAGUCCCAGGCUUGCGGAGUAAAUCCUGCAGCCGUUGCCUUGUCAUUUCUUCCGGUGGAGGUUUCCUCGCUACUCUGCUCUGCAUCUGUAUAAAACUAAUUGCCGAUUCUUGGAGGGAGCAGACUUCUCUAGCUGUGCCCGACCAGGCGAACGCCAGCCGUGCGUAGCGACAAUUCUGUGGCGUCUCGGGGAUGGUGGAGAUGUAUCUUGUCACGAGGGUUCUUUCAAAUCGAAUCAUGAAAGUAUAGUUUGAUUCAAUCACCAUCAGAUGUCGCACGCGAGAAUUAAAACUGCCUAUUUUCUGGAUUGAUUGGAUAAUAUUCUGUGUAAAUUUUAGGGAAUAAAUUGAUAUUUAGAAAACCAAGGCUGAGCACAUUAAACGGAGAUGAUUUGGGCACUUGGGACUGUAUUUAUUGCUUGGAUUGUGUGCACGAUUUGCACUCUCCGUGUCAUCCCAGUUGAGGCUUGCGUCAUGAUGAACGGAGACUGGAGACCCAAAUCGCUCGAGAACCGCACCGUCCUAGCCCCGGUGGUGAUCUCCGGCACGGUGCUGAGACUGCGGGACCACGCCCUGACACCGCCCGGCGGCAGCGGUGUCUACUCGGCCGAGGUCGCCGUCAACGAGGUCUACAAGGGCUACCCGUACUUCCAUAAAGUCUCCUCUCUGACUGGCGAGGAGGCAGACGGGCCCGCGAAGGUGUACCUGAUCGAGGGCUUCGGGUCACGGGACAGAUGCCGUGCCGAGGUGCAGCCCAACGAGAAGUACAUCAUGUUUUUGACCGCUGUCCCCAUGACGAGCGGGCGAGAGACAGACGGUAUGAGAUUGAUUGCAAGGUACGAUGACAUCUUCGGAGCGGCCGUGGAAUUUGACGACGAACAAGAGAAAAAGGUGCAUAGAGUUGUUGGAUGGCGAGACUGGGCGUCUUGGACGCCUUGCCCGGUCACCUGCGGGGAUGGCGUACAGCUUAGGCGCCGUAUGUGCGUGCAAGACGUGCCAGACGCCUGCGAAGGCGCAGCAGAGCAGAGACGGCAUUGUAACAGCUUCAAAUGCCAAGAUGUGAAAGAUCUUCUGCAGUUAAUGUCCCUAUCGACUUUUCCACCCGGUGUGCGAAGGUCUCCCCGAAGGAGGGCGUACCACAUCUCCUCCAAUGCCAUCUUGAAGCUGCCUAUCUCGACUGUCUACCCCGAAGGUUUCCCGGAGGAGUUCUCCAUCCUCCUGGUGGUCAAGCCUCCGCGGUACUUCUCUAGCCAGCAGAACGGUUACCUGUACGCUAUGCUGGUGAUGGGGCCAGACGGCGGGGUACAGCUCGGCGUGCAGCUCAGCUCCUCCCCGGCCCUGGUCUACAGCCGGCGCGACCAGGCCACCGGAAAGGUCCGGCCCGACGCCGUCAGUUUCGGGGAGUACACGGUGCUGAAGAGGAAGUGGAACGUGCUAGCAUUUAGCGUGAGAAAGAAGUCCGUUACCUUGUACGCCGAUUGCACCAAGGAGUACCAGGUGGACUUGAAGGAGGAAGGGGGCGGGAUCCGAGUCCAAUCCGGAUCGGGGGAUAUCGCGAUCGGGAAUCCAAAGCCGAAUAUGAUUGACAUGUACUUUGAGGGAGAUCUUGAGCAGCUGGCUAUUAUUGCCGAUCCGGAUGCAGCAGCUUUACAGUGUUCGGCCCCAGUGGGAACGUUCCUGGCAGAAUCUGUUUGGCCCUCCGUGAACAUAACUGGCGAUCUCCACGGAGGUAUGGACACUCCACUUGUGAUCCCGAUUCCUGGCGCACUGCCAAAGCCAGAUCCUCCAAUCACAAGAAAGGAUCCAACCACCACGCCCAUCCUUCACCAAGAUAUCGUUGAAUCCACCAAUCAAGGCGCACCUGACGUCGAACUGGCCCCAGAACAUGAGUUGAUUCCACCCAUCACCCCAGGAUUGUCCGAUGGUCAGACGAGCACAGCAGCACCGUUGUACAACGAAAAUAAUUUUGACUUCGUUGUCGAAAUUUUCGAAAAUUCGCUGGCCAAUUACGGCGGCGAUCCGUCGAGCCCGAUAGAGGAAGAGCCGAUAGAUAUUAAAUUUGACAGCGGAAAUGACAUUUUGCCCAUGCCAGAGAGGGACACGGGCUCAUUCCCGUCAACUACACCUGAAAGUAACACUGAACAUGAAACCAAGAGAUCUUACGAUGAGGAGUCACCCGGACAUAUUGUCACUGAGAAAGAAUUUUUAGAAACAACAACCACGUUGACUGAUCUGAAAACAGUUGAAUCGACUACACACAUCAUAAAAACAACGACUACAACAACAGAACCCACGUCAGUUCUCAGGACUACACCUGUGGCAAUACCAGUACCCACCACAAGACCCACUGCACUACUAACAACACUUCCCACACUAGGACCCACAACUGUUCCCACGACAACACAGCCCACCAAAGCUCCAACAAUUAAGUUGAGGUUGGAGAGUGCACACCGACCGGACAGCUGGGAAAUUGGACAUCGGCUACCCAAUGCCGAACCGGGAAGCGAUGAAGAGGCCGGAGAAGUUUUAGAAAACUGGUCCACGUGGAGCACGUGUAGCAGAACGUGUGGCACUGGUACUCGGUAUCGCUUCUCUCGCUGUCGCCCGGGAUCCAAACUAUUGGACUGUAAGACUGGACGGGGGAUCACGGCGCAGACUCAGACGUGUCACCUAAGCGACUGCAAAGCACCGUCACUGAAGUGGUCGGAGUGGAGCAUGUGCAGCCGAACUUGCGGGGACGGGGUUGAGAUGAGGAUGGCUUAUUGCUAUGACAACAAAGAAGUGCCAGGAUGCGAGAGUGGCCAGAAGACUGUGGUGGAGAGACAGAGGUGCCAUAGGAGGCACUGCUAUGAUGUCUGCACCCCAAGCUGCAAGAAUGGUGGCGUGUGCGGUCUGGACAGAAAAUGCAACUGCCCUACAGGUUACCUUGGAGAUACUUGUGAAAUUGAAUUGUGCAGUCAUCCCUGUCAGAACGGGGGUCAAUGUGUGGCCAAGAACUACUGUCAGUGCCCGAGCGGCUUUGCACCACCGAGAUGCACUCCCGUCUGCAACCCGAGAUGUCAAAAUGGCGGGACCUGCGUUGCACCAAACGAAUGUGCAUGCUCGUCUAUGUACACUGGUUCACUUUGUGAGAGAGUUGCCUGCAGUCGACCGUGCGAAAAUGGUGGUACCUGCAUUGGCGCCAAUACGUGUUCUUGUAGGUUGGGAUACCAGGGAACUUACUGCGAGCAAGCAAUCUGCGCACCGGCUUGUUCCAAUGGAGGAAGGUGUGUCCGACCUGGAUUCUGCCGCUGUCCACCCGCUUACAGAGGGCCUACUUGUCAAAUAGCUUACUGUCGCGUAACUUGCCGAAAUGGAGGGCGCUGUUCUGGCCCAGACGGUUGCACGUGUCCCGCCGGAUUUGGAGGAGCUUUCUGUCAGAGACGGUCCAAAACUUUAAAUCACGCAUCCAGAGGGAACCAGCCAAGCCCGCCAGUGCCCUCAAAUUUUGCAAGAACUCGACCAUCUCGUAGGAGGAGGCACCACUGUAAAUUACGGACUUCGUUAGUCACUUACCAGCGGAGUUACGUCAAGCCGGUUGCACGGACUGUGAAGGUGCGAUGUGGCUACUGGCAACCAUUACUUUGUACACAGACUAGAAUGGGUUAUGAGGCUGCCUAUAGAAUCUUCUACCGAAUAUCCUACCGCAGGGAAUGCGCGUCUAACGGACAGUGAAGCCAGGAUGGAAGGCGGGGCGACGACCAAUCACAGAAGGGGAGGGUGUGAAAAUACCAAGCCACAUGUUGGUAUGCCACAAUGCCGAUUACAGUCAACCCGCUGAGUAUUUCGUUACAUGUAGUACUUUAAGCUUUACAGCCGAUUCCUAGACAAAUCAGUUCUGGCCUUUGACUGCGGCCUCACCCUCUCUCGACCCCGCGAAUCGGUACCAUGAGACCAGUCCCUCCGUCAAGACUUCUUCCUUGCCCCUUACUCUCCAAGAUUAUAUUGACCGUUGCUGCGUUUAAACUUAUUAUACGGCAGACUUUGACUUAAAAAAAAUGAAAUGCAUGAUACUAAAAUCUAGUGAAUUGUAAAAUCACACUGUUAAAGGGAAAUGUUUAAUGUAACUUUUUAAAAUUGAACUGGAUGACGUUUUAGACUUAAAGUCUCUUCAUGUAUUAGUCAGUGUUUGAUCUGAUGUUUUUAACUUGUGUUUCAGGGCAUUCUGCAGUUGAUACGUUUUAAUGAGUGCGUUAUUUUCUGAUAGCUUAAAUAAAACUUUGAAACAAUUGAAGUGCCACGGGCGUUGCUGUUAAAUUGCAUGGUUGCAUCUCGUCACGCACGUGGUGUGGCAUUGUUUUUAAGUACCAAGGGGGAAACGAAAUCAAGAAAAACCACCGUGGCGCUAUCUGGUUAUGGAAAGCAACAAUUUUGUGCACACGUUGAUAAUCAGCAGACUUUAAUCUUUUAACGUAUUUUUAACUUUUACAAUUUCUUUUCAGUUUUUACGACUACCACUACAGUCUAAAUUACGAAAUGCGAUUGUCCAUCAAGGCCCUUAAGGACGCACGCAUGUUCCUUGUAAAAUUCAGAUUGACACAAGUUUAGCAAAAAAUACCUUCGAUUGAUUUAGACCUACCUAUUUCGGUUUAAAUUAAUCUUUCAAAAGGGGCAAGUUUUAUUUCAAAACAACAAGUAAAAUAAGCAGCUCAAAGCAACAUGAUUGUAUCUCCAUAGUAUUUACUGAUAUCUAAUGUGUAAUUAAGAGAAUUAUCAAGUAUUUCUAAUCUCAGUAUUUCUGUAAUACUGCGUCUGAGAGCGGGUUUGUUCUAGAGGUUUGAGGCUGGAAUUUCUAUAAAUCUCACAUAUCAAGACAGAUUUGCAUUGAUAAAGUAUGAAUAAUCAUAGGCAAAUUUAUUUGAGCUCUCUCUCUUAAAUCAUAAGCAAGUUGAUAUUCCGGAAGUGUGUUCAACUUCAAAACAAGUGGUUUCUCAUAUCAACUUACACGUGUUUUCCUUCCCAAAGCCUACAGAACUUUUCUUUUGUAGUUACAGUCUAGAUGCGCCUUUGCAAUCAGAACAUGAUUAUACCUAAAUAUAGAAAAUGUUUAGCACUGUUAGUGUUAGAGGUACCGCGAUAUUAACAUUUCCUAUUCUGGCCAAACACUAAGUGGUUUUUUUAGAGGAUUGCUACUCUGUCUCAAAGAGCUAUCUCGGCUUCGAGUCACUCCAACUAGUUUAUUAAGCUUCCUUCUCAUAAAAUUACGACAGAAAGGCAAAGACAUACCGAAAUAAUUACAGAAAUCAAGAAUAUUGAGAGCGUGACUAUUGACAUGACCGCCGAGCGUGGCUAAUUUGAGUUGUCGAAACGCACAUGCAAGAAAUGUAUGCCUACUGUUUCUCAAAGAAUACUGCCCUCUGUUGAGUGUUAAGUCGGAAAAUGCUGACAUCUAUUGACCGAAGAAGAAAGUAAAGAGUCUCGAAGUUGUUAUCGCAUGUCAAACGGUGAGAAUUUUUCUCUUUUCUCCGUUUCUGGUCAUUUUUUUCAGUAAAUGGACCAAUCCCAUUUUAUCCAUUAUUUUGACAUACAGAACUCGAAGGGGAUACCUUCAAACCUAUAUCAUAAGAUUCCUUGUUCCUUUCUGAGUACAAAAAUGUGAAUUUUGUUCCGUUGCACAAAGGUGCAUGCACUUGGGAAUAUUAAGCAUUGAAAAGGAAGAGGACAUUCAGGGUAUGAGAACUGCCGCGACGAUAUUGUUGAUAAGCCGUAACCAGGCACGGCCCCUAAUGGAACGCACUUUAUAGAAUGCCUAAUUGCUGGAGCAAUAUUUGACCUCAAAUUUCAUUAAAGUGAAAUUUUAUCAAAGUCCCCAUUUUCUGUUUCAAAAAUCUUCGUUUUUCUCACCCACUUUAAACUUCCGAUGAAAUUUAGAUUUUGGCAGGAUUUUCUGAAGUGAAUAUGAAAUCUUUUAAAAUGCACCCAAAAAACAUGAAAUAAUUUUUUAGCCAACGUAUGGUUGGGUAUGUAUGUUGAGGAAAUCAUAUUUUAUUAGAAUUUAUCAGCUUUGAAGAACUUCUUAAAAGUUUGUGUGGGUUUUCAGAUACUUUUUCAAAGACUUUCAGUAUGAUGGUGUAAGU
Molecule: messenger RNA, 6651 nt
Organism: Acanthaster planci (crown-of-thorns starfish)
Lineage: Eukaryota; Metazoa; Echinodermata; Asteroidea; Valvatida; Acanthasteridae
Biological process (GO): anatomical structure development; receptor clustering
Cellular component (GO): cell surface; extracellular region
Molecular function (GO): signaling receptor binding; laminin binding
Source: RefSeq, a predicted model, not a curated record